Molecule: messenger RNA, 1519 nt
Organism: Daktulosphaira vitifoliae (grape phylloxera)
Lineage: Eukaryota; Metazoa; Arthropoda; Insecta; Hemiptera; Phylloxeridae
Gene: Mulk
Product: acylglycerol kinase, mitochondrial
Exons: 7
Coding region: 108-1469 (453 amino acids)
Biological process (GO): ceramide biosynthetic process; protein insertion into mitochondrial inner membrane
Cellular component (GO): mitochondrion; TIM22 mitochondrial import inner membrane insertion complex
Molecular function (GO): acylglycerol kinase activity; ATP-dependent diacylglycerol kinase activity; ceramide kinase activity
Source: RefSeq, a predicted model, not a curated record
UAUGAAAAUCACUGAACAUAAAUGACAGAAGAAUGUGAAAAAUUUAAAUUUUACUCAGACAUUAUUUACUUACUACACAUUAUUGACUGCAGAAAAAAUCUUUUAAAAUGGCUAAAGUCUUUCGAGUAUUAAAAACAAUUAAAAAUAAUUGGAAAAAAUCUAUUUUUUUUAGUGCUGUGUUAGCGUAUGGUAGUCAAUAUGCUUAUAAUGAAUACGAGACUCGAAUUUUCAUGACAGAAUGCUGUAAAAAAGUAUCAUUAUACGGAGAUACUCUAAUAUCUUCUGAUAAAAAACCAAAAAAGGUUACAGUGAUUUUAAACCCUGCAGCUAAUAAAAGAUCAGCUACAAAAAAUUUUGAAAAAUACUGUUCUCCAUUACUUCAUUUGGCAGGAUAUUCGGUAAAUGUUUUAGUUACUGAAUGUGAAGGAGGUGCUAGGAGUUUAGUAGAAAAUUUAAUUGGUGAAACUGAUCUUCUAAUUGUAGCUGGAGGUGAUGGUACUUUAUCUGAGGUUGUAACUGGAUUAUUGAGGCGUUUAAAAGGUGAUACGUCUUUAACAGUUCAUUUACCUAUUGGAAUUUUACCCCUUGGUCGUACAAACACUAUUGCUAAACAAUUACUACAUCCUGAUGAUGAAAAUUAUAUUCACUUUCUUGCUAAUGCAACAAUAACUAUUAUUCAAGAAGCUACUACCCCCUAUCCAGUUAUUAAAAUUGAAAAUCUACAAAGCAAAAAUCCUGAAAAAUGUGUAUAUGCAUUAAAUAGUAUUGAAUGGGGUGCUAUGAGAGAAGCUAAAGUAACACGAGAUAGUUAUUGGUAUAUUGGUAAAUUCAGAGAUUUAGCACCAUUUGUAUUUGGCAAUAAAUUAUUAAACCAAACAAUUGAUGCUGAGUUAGAGUAUAGUCCACCAUGUGAUGGUUGUAGUACUUGCUACAGAAAAUCAAGUCCUUCAAAUAAUACACUAUCUAUAUUUUCUUAUAUUGCUUCAUUUUUUACAUUUAAAUCACAUUCUGGUAAAGUUGUAAAAGAUUAUUCAAAAGUAAUAAAUCCAGAAUGUAAUAUUUAUGAAAAACAAUCCAUCAGAUCUUUGAAUGUUAGUAUUAAUUUGAAUGUUGGACCUCAUCCAUCACUUAAAAUUAAUAUCGGACCAGAAGAGAUUUUAUAUAGUGAUUUUGUUAAAGAAGGAUAUCAAAAAUUUAUCGGAAAGUCUGGUGGCAUAAUAAAUUACUUAACAAAAGAAGCCAAAGAAAUAAUAUUGUCACCUCAUACUUAUGAAGAUAAAUGGCUUUCAAUUGAUAAUGAAGAUUAUGAAGUUAAACCAAUGAAGCUCACAUUAAUACCAAAUUCCAUUUAUUUAUUUUGUCCCAUUAAUUCCAACAAUUCAUAUAUGCUUCAAGAUAAAACUGAUGAUAAAUUAAAAUUAUCUAUAGAAAAUUUAAACAGACAAUUUGAAUUUAAACGAUACCAAUAGUUAAUUAUUAUAAAUAUUUAAAUAAUUGCCUGUAUAUAUUAAAUUAAAAA